This is a messenger RNA of Ilyonectria robusta, 1746 nucleotides long. RefSeq lists its product as uncharacterized. NCBI's taxonomy places the organism in Eukaryota, Fungi, Ascomycota, Sordariomycetes, Hypocreales, Nectriaceae. The record is from RefSeq and is a predicted model, not a curated record. The transcript is spliced from 5 exons. The coding region runs from base 1 to 1746 and encodes 581 amino acids.
AUGCGUCACUUACACGGCCUCGCGCUGGUCGCUUUGGCGGGCCUCACCACUCUUUCCACCGCGACCGACAUCGUUUACGUGACCGACCUCGAGAUCUAUACGCUUCUGGCGCCAUGUGUUGCCAGCGCCAUCUCAUACGAUGUCUUCGCCCUCACCUACUCGUCGACAGUUUGCGGCGAUGAUGAGACCAUGUUGCAAUCCUGCGUCUGCUCAAACACGGCAAGAUUCGGCGACAUCUACUCCUCGAUUUCCACCGAUGUGACGUACAGUUGCGGUACAGCUGCCACAGACGACCUAUCGAGUGCUUCAAAAGUGAUGGACCAAUACUGCAACCAGGAAUCCAUGACCGUCACCUUCUCGUCCCCAACGACCAACAUCGUUCACGCAUAUAUCACAGACCUGCCAGAGAUGGCCUACAUGCCUCCGUGCGCGCAGUCUGCAGUGUCUGAGGCCGUAAUGGGAGCGGGAGCGUACAACUGCCCCGAAGCGGCCGAGCUAUUCGCGCCUUGUGUUUGUAGCAAGAGCGAGGUUGUGAGUGCGAUCAGCGACACACUUCGACAGUCUGUGAAGUACUCGUGUUCCAACAACCAAGACGUCACCACCGCCCAGAGCUUCUACAAUGAAUAUUGUGCCAUGAACAAGGGAACCACGUCCUUUGCAACGCCAGAUGGACCCCCGGGAGAUAUGACAUAUUACAUUACCGCCCUACCACAGUUCAAGUCUCUACGCAACUGUGCCCAGAGCGCCGUCUCAGUCGCCAUUCUCAGUCAAACCUCCUGGCUCUGCGGCAGCGGACCACAAGAAUUAGCUUCUUGUGCAUGCCUCAAAUCGGGCAUGUCAAACUACAUUUCCAGUGUCCUAACCGAGAGUGUAAAGUAUGCCUGCUCCAACACCGCCACAGCCGAUAUGACAUCCGCCGUUGCAGCUUGGGACUACUAUUGCAGUGCGGCAGAGAAAAAGGUUGUGGCCACAGUGCGCGAGUCGGUUGCUCCGACAUAUCAAACUGCCAGUGUCGGGGCUGAGUCAACUGCUGUAUCGCGAACAGCGUCUUCCAGUGCUUCGGAAACCCUCGACUCCGGUUCCUCAGGAAACAGCAGUUCCUCUGGCGACAGCAAGGAUGAGUCCAAGGAUAAAUCUAAGGGCGUGGGUAUUGUCCCGAUUGCAGGCGGCAUCGCUGGUGUAGUAGCUGUGGCCGCAAUUGGCCUCGGUCUCUUUUUCUUCUGGCGAAAGAAACGCCGCCAACAAAUGAAGGGAGAGCAGAUCCCGUCAGGUGGCGAUCAACACCACGAGUACAACGGCAAGCCGGAGCUGAUGGGAGAUACUCAUCUCGCGCCUGGUAUGGGCGAUCACAAGACAAACUACGGCCCGUCCGAGUUGUCGGGACAUGGCUCUCCCCGACCUGAGUUAUACGGUGGUAUGAAGCCUGGGGUCGCGGAACUGCCGCCAAACUAUCCGAGCAAUCCCGAUAUCAAGGGAUACCACGCUCCUCCAAAUGCACAAUACUGCCAUCCGUCGCCUCAGGCUGGGUACGCGCCGUCGCCGGUAACGCCUCACGAGCUACAAAGCCCUGGUGGGUAUGCUUUCCAGCCUUCGCCGCAGGCACCGCAUGGACAACAGGUGUACGAGUUCCCAGCGCACCCGUCGCCGGCCGCGCAGAGGCCGAACGGUCAGCAAAACCCGGCAUGGCAAUCUGGGCCAGUGGAAUCAUACGAGCUAGACUCUAAUGUUGGUCGGUGGGCAAAAUAG